CCGCCCAGUUCCCCUAGUGACUGUGGCCUGUCCCCUUCUCCCAGCUGCUGUAUAAAUAGAGGUGCCGAGCAGCAGAGAGCUCCUGGCAGCCACCAUGCAGGGACUGAGGCUGCUGUGUUGCUGCGUGGCGUCUCUCCUGCUCCUCGGGGCUGCAGAAUUGCAAGUUUCUGCCUCGGGGGGCACUGAAGAUGUUGCCAACUUUGUUGAGAAUCACUUAUCAGCUGGAGACCGGAGCCUAGAGGGGAACGAAGGGGUACUUUGCCCAGACUCUGUACCUCCUGAGAAGACUGUUCUCCUCCAGCCUGCAGACAGCAAUGAGGCAGCAGCCCAGGAAAGGAGCGGAAUGCCACAUGACUGUGGUUCCAAGACAGGUGCUGAUAUAAAUAUCCCUGUUGAUGGCUCGAACAAUGAGAGCCAAGAGGAGGACAAUGACGUGAACGUUGCUAAUGCUUCUUCGUCGGUUUCAGAAUGUCACACUGCCACAGGCAGCAAUGCUGAUGGAGGUGAGAUUGUGGCGAGAGAGCCAGAGCCAGCAGAAGGGACUCCUCUCCCAGGGGAAGACACGGAAGAGCUGCUGGCCAAAGAACAGCCUGGAGGCAGCAGGAGCGAAGCUGCAAAGGAGAGCAAGGAGGAGGGGGAGCUCCAUGUGGCAGGGGUGGAGAUCAGGCUGGAAGAGGCUGGGAGUGAAGAGGACAGGAAAAACUCUCCUCCCGCCACAGCAGGGAGUUUUGAAGAGAGCACCUGCCUGCCUGCAGAGGAGAGGCAGGUUUCCCAGCAUGGUACAAAGGCUCUGGCUAGAGAGGAGGUAGCAGCAGCAGAACACCACUCAGGGCCUGAUGAUGGCAAAGAUGCUGCUGAAAAGGAAAGCGAAGUCAGCGAGGCCUCCCAGAGGAGCACGCCGCCCUCACCGGCCAGCGGGGAAUCGCCCCCUCAGGGAGAUGCACAUAGGGCUGAACCUGCUCUAGCAGAGCUAGGAACUCUUGAGGAAGAGGGGACACAGCCGGAAGAAGGCUCUAAAGAAGACAAGAGCCGUAUUCCACAUGCCAGCCAAGGUGCCGAAUCUCAUGUGCAAGGUAGGAAUCAUGCAAACACGCAAGACAAAGAAGUCUCUAGCUCAGAGACCAGUCAUGUCUCUGGGGACCCUCUCGGGGGCAAUGGACUAGCUGUAAAAGAGAAGGAACCUGAUUCAGGCAACAGAACUGGUGACAGUCCUGAGGGGGAGACCGCCACUGAUGGCCAGCCAGCGGAAAGGGACCGAGAGGAAUCAGGCACUGCCUCGGCUGAGGGAGUGGGAAAAAACCCUAACUUGGAAGCAGAAAAGUCUGAAGAAAGUUCAGAGGAAGAGGAUGAUGACCAGGAAGAGUCUGAGGAAGAGGGUGAUGACUCAGCAGAGGAAGAGGGUGAUGACUCGGCAGAGAAAGAGAAAGAGAGGGCUGGCCUGGCAGAGGAAGAGGAUGGUGAUCCGGCAGAGGAAGAGGGGGCUGGCUUGGCAGAGGAAGAGGGUGGUGAUCCGGCAGAGGAAGAGGGGGCUGGCCUGGCAGAGGAAGAGGGUGGUGAUCCGGCAGAGGAAGAGGGGGCUGGCCUGGCAGAGGAAGAGGGUGGUGAUCCGGCAGAGGAAGAGGGGGCUGGCCUGGCAGAGGAAGAGGGGGGUGAUCCGGCAGAGGAAGAGGGGGCUGGCCUGGCAGAGGAAGAGGGGGGUGAUCCGGCAGAGGCAGAGGAAGAGGGGGCUGGCCUGGCACAGUCAGAGGAAGAGGCUGAAGAAGUCAUUGCCCCAGAUGUCCGAGAGGCUGCUAGUGACAUGGAAGACCAUGGCCAUGUCAAAGAGGAAGAGAUCAGUGAAGUGGAAGCUGAGUCUGAUUCUGCAGGCCAGGAGAAUGCACCCCGCAGAGACAUGGAGCAGGACAAAGAUCAUUCUCACAAUAGUAACCCAGCUGUAGCAGGAAGCCUUUCUGUGGAUGCGCAGUUAGUGGCAGAAACAGACAGCCCACCUGGCAACAACCGUCCUCCUGCUGGUGCUGUGCCUGACCCCAGGCAAAUAGAAGAGACAGAAGAUGUUGGGGAGACUGCCAAGAGGGACCGUUCCCAUAUAGAGAGCACCCUUAAACUGAGUGAGGCUAAACCUGCAGAUGACUACUCAGCAACACUGCAGCGGUUGAGAAAGAUCUACCACUCCUCCAUCAAACCCCUGGAGCAGUCCUACAGAUACAACGAGCUCAGGCAGCAUGAGAUCACAGCUUACCACGGACGUACCCUGGGCUCCUCAGCCACAGACGGGGAGAUUACGUCCAAGCCAAUGGUGCUGUUCUUGGGACCAUGGAGCGUUGGCAAAUCCACCAUGAUAAACUACCUCCUAGGGCUGGACGACACGCCCUACCAGCUGUACACAGGGGCUGAACCCACCACCUCUGAGUUCACGGUCAUCAUGCACGGCCCAAAGCUGAAGACCAUUGAGGGCAUCGUGAUGGCUGCUGACAGCGCACGCUCCUUUUCACCCCUCGAAAAGUUUGGGCAGAACUUCCUGGAGAAGCUGAUCGGGAUAGAGGUGCCUCAUAAGCUUUUAGAGCGGGUCACCUUUGUAGACACACCGGGCAUCAUUGAAAACCGCAAGCAACAGGAACGAGGUUACCCAUUCAAUGACGUGUGCCAGUGGUUCAUCGACAGAGCUGACCUCAUCUUUGUCGUCUUUGACCCUACAAAGCUGGAUGUGGGGCUGGAGCUGGAGAUGCUGUUUCGCCAGCUGAAGGGCCGGGAGUCUCAGAUAAGAAUAAUCUUGAACAAAGCAGACAGUCUCGCCACCCAGGAGCUUAUGAGAGUCUAUGGCGCCUUGUUCUGGAGCUUGGCUCCUCUGAUCAAUGUCACUGAACCUCCCAGGGUCUAUGUCAGUUCCUUCUGGCCUCCAGAAUAUCACCCUGAAACCCACAAGGAUCUAUUCCUUAAAGAAGAGAUCUCGCUCCUGGAAGACCUUAACCAGGUGAUUGAAAACAGGCUGGAGAAUAAGAUUGCCUUCAUCCGCCAACAUGCCAUCCGGGUUCGCAUCCACGCUCUCCUGGUCGACCGCUAUCUGCAAACCUACAAGGACAAAAUGACCUUCUUCAGUGACGGGGAGCUGGUAUUCAAGGACAUUGUGGAAGACCCUGACAAGUUCUACAUCUUCAAGUCCAUCCUGGCAAAGACCAAUGUCAGCAAGUUUGAUCUCCCCAACCGCGAGGCUUAUAAGGACUUCUUCGGCAUCAAUCCCAUCAGCAGCUUCAAGCUGCUAGCUCAGCAGUGCUCCUACAUGGGAGGAUGUUACCUGGAGAAGAUCGAAAGGGCCAUUACUCAUGAGCUUCCUGAUCUCUUGGGGAGUAUUGGCUUGGGGAAGAAGCCCAGUGUUCUCUCCUGUGACACAACUGGCUGUGGUGAAACCCCAAGGAACCGCUAUAGGAAACCAUAACAUGCUAUGUACUAACAUAACCAUUCAUGUGUUCCUAUUGGUGAAUGAGCUUAUGUCUUAUCUGUCCAAGAAGCCAUGGUUUAUUAACCCUUUGAGUGCCACACUGGCAAGAGCUACUGUCCAACAAGGACUUUGAGUCAUUGACAUUAAUGGCAGGGGAAGUGGGGUGGGCAUAGAAAAGAGAAUAAAGAACUGUGAAUUCCUGACA
Messenger RNA from Trachemys scripta elegans, 3641 nucleotides. It is a transcript of the gene SRL, whose product is annotated as sarcalumenin. The record is from RefSeq and is a predicted model, not a curated record. Gene Ontology annotation, molecular function: GTP binding. NCBI's taxonomy places the organism in Eukaryota, Metazoa, Chordata, Testudines, Emydidae. Bases 95 to 3433 code for a protein of 1112 amino acids. The transcript has 8 exons.